This is a messenger RNA of Postia placenta MAD-698-R-SB12, 462 nucleotides long. RefSeq lists its product as hypothetical. Lineage: Eukaryota; Fungi; Basidiomycota; Agaricomycetes; Polyporales; Adustoporiaceae. The transcript has a single exon. The record is from RefSeq and is a predicted model, not a curated record. The coding region runs from base 1 to 462 and encodes 153 amino acids.
AUGUCACAUGAACAUGCUGGUGAGAAGCCAGACCUUGCCGGCUUACCUCGUUUUGGCAGCGCUGCAUGGGUUCAUGUGGACCCUGCCUCCAAACUUGAGCUGAAGUCAUGCAAAGGUCAUUGGGUUGGGUUCGAUUCCCAGAGCAAAGCUCACCGCAUCUACUGGCCAGGCCGCCAUACUGUCACCGUUGAGCAUGAUGUCCAGUUUGCUGCUGACACUGCCCCUGCCUCUGUUACUACCCCUGCUCUGGCCAAGGGGGAGACCACUACCAAUAUCGCCCAGAGCACACUGUCCACUCCGAGCUCUAUCCCUGCUAGUGUUCAGGGGGAGACAGAGGCUGUUGAAGCUGCACAACCCACCUUACAACGAAGCCAAUGCACUUGCACACCCUCACAGUGGGUGCAAGACUUAACCACUGGCAAAGGGACAGCCGGGGGGGUGACGUGCAGAGGUUGCCGAUGA